UACAUUUUCAACAUCCAAACGAAAGGAAAUAUCAUUCUUGAAAAGAGAGCAUCAUGGCAUCUUCAAGCCAUGCAUUAGCAUUCAUGUGUGUCAUGGCCCUGAUCCUGGCCCACCUCUCAAUGGCCCAAAACUCCCCCCAAGAUUUCCUUCGGUUCCACAACGUCGUACGUGCACAGGUAGGCGUGGGCCCCAUGAGCUGGGACAACGCGGUCGCGACCUAUGCCCGGAACUACGCUAACCAGCGCAUCAGCGAUUGCAAUCUCGUGCACUCAGGUGGGCCAUACGGCGAGAAUAUCUUCUGGGGUUAUGGACGCGAAUACACGGCUGCGGAUGCCGUGACCUCAUGGGCCAGCGAGAGGCAGAACUACAACUAUGACACUAACACGUGUGCAAGCGGGAAAGUGUGCGGGCACUACACACAGGUGGUGUGGAGGAAUUCAGUCCGUCUUGGGUGCGCUCGUGUGAAGUGCAACAAUGGGGCAUUCUUCAUCACGUGCAACUAUAGCCCACCGGGAAAUUACGCGGGCCAACGUCCGUACGAUAUUCUCAUCAAACCACACGUUGCUUGAUAUUGAUGAAGCAGGAAUGCCAACUUCAAAAGCACUUUUGUACAUUUUUGUUGCUCGGGUUCUCAUCAAA
Magnolia sinica is the source of this 639-nucleotide messenger RNA. Its product is annotated as pathogenesis-related protein PR-1 type-like. Lineage: Eukaryota; Viridiplantae; Streptophyta; Magnoliopsida; Magnoliales; Magnoliaceae. The record is from RefSeq and is a predicted model, not a curated record. Gene Ontology annotation, cellular component: extracellular region. The coding region runs from base 54 to 569 and encodes 171 amino acids. The transcript has a single exon.